Messenger RNA from Hydra vulgaris (swiftwater hydra), 2584 nucleotides. Its product is annotated as potassium voltage-gated channel protein Shal. NCBI's taxonomy places the organism in Eukaryota, Metazoa, Cnidaria, Hydrozoa, Anthoathecata, Hydridae. Gene Ontology annotation, cellular component: voltage-gated potassium channel complex; membrane. The record is from RefSeq and is a predicted model, not a curated record. Gene Ontology annotation, biological process: potassium ion transmembrane transport; protein homooligomerization. Gene Ontology annotation, molecular function: voltage-gated potassium channel activity; protein binding.
UACUGAAACAUUUUGUUGUUGAUUUUAUCGCUUAAGAUUUUCUGGCAUUAAAACAAUUUUUCAGAAAAAAAAAUUGUUUAGAUAUGUCAGCGGAAGAUAUUGGUGCAUGGUUAAUGUGCGCGCGCACAGCAGCAAUUAGUUGGGUACCGUUGUCACACAACAAGUUGGAUGGUUUGCCAACCGUUGUUCCUCCUUUGAAAAAAGUUGUUAUUAACGUGUCUGGUCGCCGCUAUGAAACUUACGAUUACACGCUCUUUAACCAUAAGCAGACCUUACUUGGAGGCAGCGAAAAGAAGUAUUUUUACGACGAAAAAAAUCAGGAAUAUUAUUUUGAUUGCGAUCCAGAUUUGUUUAGGUUUAUAUUAAAUUACUACCGCACAGGUAAGUUGCACUGUCCAAAAAAAGAAUGUGCAGAAUAUUUUGAAAAAGAGCUUGAGUUUUUUGGUAUUAAAAGUAGCAACAUAGCGGAAUGCUGUUGCAACUCGUAUUGGAGGAAGAAAAAUGAUAUGAAAUUAAUGCAAAAAAAUGUUCUCGAUAAAAACGUUGAUAUGAAAAUAAAAAAUUCUAACAAACAAAUAACUUUUAGAGAAAGAAUAUGGAAAUAUUUAGAAAACCCACAACUGACAUGGAUAGGAAAACUAUUUUAUUACAUUACUGGAGUAUUUAUUACAUUAAGCGUUUUUUCUACAGUAUUUGAAACAGUUGAGUGUGAAAAAGGUUUAAAUUGUGGGAAGAAAUAUAAAGACCUUUUUUUCGUGAUAGAGACGUGUUGUGUUGCCGUAUUCACCGCAGAGUAUUUUGCUCGGUUAUAUGGAGCUCCUAACAGGUUAUUACAUGCAAGAAGUGUAGCUAGUAUAAUCGACAUAGCAGCUGUUUUACCUUAUUUUAUUGGUAUAUUCAUAACGAAAACUGUUUUUGGCGGAGCAUUUAUAAGUCUCAGGGUUUUUAGAGUAUUUAGGAUUUUUAAAUUUUCAAGGCAUUCAAAAGGUUUACGAAUUUUAGGUUGCACUUUAUUGAGCUGUGCAUCAGAGUUAGGUUUCUUAUUGUUUUCUUUAUCUUUAGCAGUGGUUAUAUUUUCUACAAUAAUUUACUACAUUGAAAAAGAUGAACAUCACACUCAUUUCACAAGCAUUCCAGCAGGCUUUUGGUAUACUGUUGUAACUAUGACAACAUUAGGCUAUGGUGAUAUGGUACCAAAAACGGUAUUGGGAAAACUUGUUGGAAGCGUGUGUUCUCUUUGCGGUGUUCUUGUAAUUGCAUUACCGGUCCCAGUCAUUGUUAACAGUUUCAGUAAAAUUUAUAUGGGUAAUCAAAGAUCAGACAAUAGGAUUGCGGAUCUCAGAAUAAAAAAUGAACAUAUUGUCGAAAAAAAACCCAAUGAUAUUGAUACAUCAAUUGCAAACAUGGCAAGAGAAAGAAUGAACCACCUCUCAAAAGCGUAUUCAUCAUUAAUGGAUUUGCAUAUUUUUGGUAAAGAAACAAAACCAACAAAAAACAUUGAUAAAAUUUAUCACAAAUGUACGACAAGUGCCGAGCCUAACCAUCCAUCUAAAGCCUCAAGCAAUCUAUCUUUCAAAUACGAUGGUAGUUUUGAUGCUCGUUGUUUAAUCGAAGAAGGUUACCAAAAGAACGAACAAACAGAUCUAGGAAAACCAUUAAUUGUUGUUAACUUUAUUGAUGAUAAGAUAUGCGUUUAGUGUUGCGUCAAAGAUGGGGAAAUGGCAGUCACUUAAGUGGAAGUCAAAAUAUUAUUUUACUUACAGAACGCAGCUUAUUUUUUAAAAAACUAAGUGAUAUACAUUUACAAAUACUUAUAUGACUUUUUAAAAAACUAAGUGAUAUACAUUUACAAAUACUUAUACGACUUUAUGAAAAGCAUAUUUUCCAUAUUUAAAAGAUUUUUUUAUUGACAUGACGUCAGCGAAACAAUAAAGACUCAAACACUCAAAAUUCUGUACAAAAUACAAAAUAAAUUCAUGAAAACAUAGUGAGUGCGGCCAUACUAAAAUUUAAUGAAACAAAAUUUUAAUACUCUUUAGUGGAAUGAAUAGUUAAUAAUAUUAAAUUUCGAACAUGGAACAAAUAAAUAUUAUUGUUGAAAUUCAAAAAAGCAACAAGUUGUUAAUUUUUUAUAUAAACUAUUACUUACUUAACAAAUUCAAAGAUACUUAAUUGUAACCUCAGUUAACAACAGUUAUAAGCAGAUUUUUGUUAUACGUAUUAAUACAUUUUACUUAUACGUAUUAAUAUAUUCUAUUUAUACGUAUUAAUAUAUUUGAGCUCAUACUCUCAUUUGAGCUUAUACCAAUUGAAAACAUUUAAAAGGGUUUUCAAUUUUUAACACAUGGCCUCAGUUGCGUGAAAGGAGUUUAGGAAAAAAAAUACCAGCGGUAAAUAUAAUGACUCAAAUGUAUGCCAAAGAAAAACUAUUUUCAUUGUAAUGUUUUUAAGUGCGAAGAAUUGUAUAGUGACUAAUUGUCCUGUUCAUUGACAGCCAUUUCCCUACUUUUGUAAUAUUUUUGUUAAAGAAAACAUUUAAUAGAUUAAAAACCCUUUUUAAAAUAAUAGUAAAUUUCUUUAAUAA